GGAAAGCUUCUCCCCGGAACCCUUGUACACGCGCUUCCCCGUGCCCGGGCGUGAUUGGACGCUGCGCCGCGGGGGAGGCGGGGCCAGUUGCCUAGACGACGUCUGCGAAGAUGGCUGCUGCGUCUUCACCUGAUUCCGACAGCGGCCUAGCUGAGAGCAAUGAGGCCAAUUCGAAAUGGCUGGACGCGCACUACGACCCCAUGGCCAACAUCCAUACCUUUUCCGCCUGCCUGGCCCUGGCAGAUUUGCACGGGGACGGAGAGUACAAGCUGGUGGUGGGAGAUCUUGGCCCUGCUGGGAAGCAUCCCCGUCUGAAGGUGCUCAAAGGACCAACAGUGCUGGCAGAAAACCCAUUGCCUGCUCUGCCAGCUGCUGCUGCUGCCUUCCUCAUGGAGGAACAACACGAGACCCGGACUCCAGCUCUGGCACUUGCUUCAGGCCCUUGUGUCUACAUAUAUAAGAAUCUUAGGCCCUACUUCAAGUUCAGUCUUCCCCCUUUAUCUUUAAACCCUCUGGAACAAGACCUUUGGAACCAAGCUAAGGAGGACCGGAUAGACCCCUUGACCCUAAAAGAGAUGCUGGAGGGCAUCCGGGAGAAGGCAGAGGUGCCUUUGUCUGUACAGUCACUCAGGUUUCUGCAUCUAGAGCUGAGUGAAAUGGAGGCAUUUGUGAACCAACACAAGUCCAAGACCAUCAAGCGGCAGACAGUCAUCACCACCAUGAUCACCUUGAAGAAAAACCUGGCUGAUGAGGAUGCCGUGUCAUGCCUGGUGCUGGGCACUGAGAACAAAGAGAUCCUAGUACUGGACCCUGAAGCCUUCACCAUUUUGGCCAAGAUGAACCUUCCCAGCGUCCCAGUCUUCCUGGAGGUUUCUGGCCAGUUUGACGUAGAGUUCCGGCUUGCAGCUGCCUGUCGAAAUGGGAACAUCUAUAUCCUGAGAAGAGACUCCAAGCGCCCCAAGUACUGCAUUGAGCUGAGUUCCCAGCCUGUGGGGCUUGUCCGGGUACACAAGAUCCUGGUGGUGGGCAGCACCCAAGAUAGUCUGCACGGCUUUACUCACAAGGGUAAGAAAUUGUGGACUGUGCAGAUGCCUGCCGCCAUCCUGACCAUGAACCUCCUAGAGCAGCGUUCCCGGGGUCUGCAGGCUGUCAUGGCAGGGCUGGCCAAUGGAGAGGUCCGUAUUUACCGUGACAAGGCUCUGCUCAACAUCAUCCGCACCCCGGAUGCAGUGACCAGCCUUUGUUUUGGCCGCUAUGGGCGGGAGGACAACACCCUUGUCAUGACUACUCGAGGUGGUGGCCUGAUAAUUAAGAUCCUGAAGCGCACAGCAGUGUUUGUGGAGAGCACAGGCGAGGUGGGUCCCCCACCAGCCCAAGCCACAAAACUUAAUGUGCCCCGAAAGACUCGGCUCUACGUGGAUCAGACACUGAGAGAACGGGAGGCUGGCACUGCCAUGCACCGGAGCUUCCAGACAGACCUCUACCUGCUGCGCCUCCGGGCAGCCCGCGCCUACGUGCAGGCCCUUGAGUCCAGCCUGAGCCCCGUGUCGGCCACAGCCUGGGAACCGCUCAAGCUGCAUGCUGUGGUCCAGGGCCUGGGGCCCACCUUCAAGCUCACGCUUCAUCUGCAGAACACCUCAACAGUCCGCCCUGUGACAGGGCUGCUGAUCUGCUUCCUGUACAACGAGGCACUCUAUGCCCUGCCUCGGGCCUUCUUCAAGGUCCCCUUGCUGGUGCCAGGGCUCAGCUACCCUCUGGAGACCUUUGUGGAGAGUCUCAGUAACAAGGGCAUCUCAGACAUCAUCAAGGUACUGGUGCUCCGGGAAGGCCAGAGUGCACCCCUGCUGAGUGCCUACAUCAACAUGCCUGUGAGUGAGGGGCUGGAAGCCGCCUGAGCCCUGGGCCAGUGUUCAGGCCCCUGCCAAAUGGAGUCAGCAAGAUCCAUCAGCCACUUUCACUGAGCUGGGUGGGUUGGGCCACUCCCCAUGCAGCAGUGUGCUGGGGCGCCAGCUUCCCACUCCUCUCCUGAGCAUCCCCUGCUCACCACUCCUGCCAUGGGGCUAUAGCACCAGCUAGUGAGUAUAAGAAGGCCUGGCUCCUUUCUCAGAACAUGCCCUGGUAUUGUUCCAGAGGCAGCUUCUGCUGCCCACUGCCUCCCAGUACUUCCCAGAAACCUCACCCAGUCCCAAGGAAGAGUUCUGAGCUGUCGAGAUGAAAAGAGGACACUGACUCUUUUUCUUUUCCACUUCCCUCUGGCACCCCACUCACCUCCUGCUGCAGGCCAAGGCCAGAAUUGGAUGAGAGCCUGGCCUGAUAAGUCAGAGGCUUUUCUUGGGUGAGACUGAGCCCCCUGUCAGCCUGGGGUUCCACUUUCUGUUCAGCAACCCACCGAAGGAAUGCCAUCUCCCCAUAGGGCACCUUUACAAAGGCUUGGACCCUGCCACCACCUCAGGGCUCCAAGGCCCCACCAGCAGGUUGCCAGAGGAAGAAGUGGCGCAGGAGGGCAGAGGGUGCCCAUGUGCACUCCCAGAGACCACACACCAUCUGCUCCUGACCUGGAUGCUCAUGUUCAAAAAGAGCAUCUGUGGAAAGAAAAGUGGAAUUAGGUAGAGCAGAGGCAGGCAGCACCAGAAGAGGCAUUUCUGGGAUUAGGGGAAGGGCUGGGGAGACAGAAGCCCUAAAGUGCCCAUCAGACUGCCCUUCUGUGCCUGGGAGUCCAGAUCAGCCCUGAGGGUGGAAAGUUCACUGGGCAGCAGCCAGAGCAAGAGAAUUGGCUGGCACAGAGGUGAGACUGGAGUUUAAGCAAAGGCUCAGUUUAGACCUAAAUGCUCAAAACCCUCAAGCCCCUCAUGCCUGCUGAGUCCCUGGGAAGUCUCGCCAGUGCUCCUCACAGGUCACAGGAGUCACCUGGGAGCCAGCAGCCUUGCUCUUGGGAACCUACAUCUUUCCCCAUCUGACCAGGUGUGGCCUGAUGUGUGGCACACGGCUCAGGCUUGCAGGAAGUAACGAGAUUCCUCUGUGUUUCCGGUCUCCCCUCAUGUAAAAUGAGGCAGUUUCUGAACUGUUUUUAGCUCUGACACUCCAUGGGCUUUGCACCCCCUCUGGCAGAAAGGAGAAGUUGGCCCAGAAAAGUGAUACUGGACAGGAACAACUGCACAGCUUUUGCCCUCAAGACCAAGGUCUCUACCAGGCAUGGUGGCCCACACCUGUAAUCCCAGCAACUUGGGAGGCUGAGGCAGGAAGAUCACAAGUUCAAGGCCAGCCUUAGCAACUUGGUGAGACUUUGUCUCAAAAUGAUAAAGGGCUGGGGAUGUGACACAGUUUAUGCACCCUGGGUUCAAUCCCUAGUACCCCCCCCCCCCCCCCAAAAAAAAAAAAAAAAGAGAAGACCAAGGGCUUCAAACUGGUUGCCACUGUCUGCCUCUCUGCCCAAGACACAGGGUGGACCCCAGCCCUUCCAAGGAAUGCAUCUGGAGCCAGGUUAAGAGGCCACCGGUUUGGGCCAAAGAAAGAGCCUUCCCCCUUCUCCCCACUGCCCAGCAGACCACCUGGGUCAGGAUGGUGAAGGGUUUCUACAUCAAGCCAGCCCAGGCACAGUGGAAAUAGCAGAGGUAAAGAAAUGAAAAGAUAUGGAACGGAGGGUGUCACUGUCACUCUAGUCUCAACCUGCAGAACCUGGAGAUGGAAGGGCCUGUCCAAGGGGGUAAUGAGCCCAUCAUUGGAGUUGUGUGCACAGGGUGUGGGCUGUCAUGGGGCAAAGUAAUGUAUUAGCCAGAAGACCGUAUAGUCCCUUUUACCCAGGUCAUACUGUGAACUGCACUACGAACUAUGUGAACUCAAAACAAAAACAUCUGAUCUGGUUUUUUUUUCAUAUCUGUUCAUUAUGAUGAAAGGAAAGACCUAUGUUUGGCACCUGAUGUGAGUUUUAUAAUACUAUCCUAUUAAAUAUGUGGGGAGCUGGGGAUGUGGCUCAGUGGUAGAGCACUUGCCUCGAUUCUCAGCAUGGCAUAUAAAUAAAUAAAGGUUUAAAAAAGA
Molecule: messenger RNA, 4035 nt
Organism: Marmota monax (woodchuck)
Lineage: Eukaryota; Metazoa; Chordata; Mammalia; Rodentia; Sciuridae
Gene: Bbs1
Product: Bardet-Biedl syndrome 1
Exons: 17
Coding region: 111-1895 (594 amino acids)
Biological process (GO): non-motile cilium assembly; protein localization to cilium
Cellular component (GO): axoneme; centrosome; BBSome
Molecular function (GO): smoothened binding; patched binding
Source: RefSeq, a predicted model, not a curated record